This is a messenger RNA of Lichtheimia ornata, 4815 nucleotides long. RefSeq lists its product as uncharacterized. The coding region runs from base 1 to 4815 and encodes 1604 amino acids. Gene Ontology annotation, biological process: mitotic spindle organization; microtubule-based movement. The record is from RefSeq and is a predicted model, not a curated record. Gene Ontology annotation, molecular function: microtubule motor activity; ATP binding; microtubule binding. The transcript has 11 exons. NCBI's taxonomy places the organism in Eukaryota, Fungi, Mucoromycota, Mucoromycetes, Mucorales, Lichtheimiaceae.
AUGGCCGCGACGGCAGUGAGAGUUGGCCUGCGCGUACGGCCUUUGACACAAAAGGAACAAUUGAGCAAUUGCACUGAAUGUCUUUCCUAUGUUCCUGACGAGCCACAAAUCCUUAUCGGCACCGACAAGUCUUUUACAUACGACUAUGUGUUUGACACUGCCACUGGACAACAAGAUGUAUAUAGAAAGGCGGCUUCUCCUCUCUUGGACAAGUUUAUGGAUGGAUUCAACGCGACCAUUCUAGCUUAUGGACAAACGGGAUCUGGCAAGACACAUAGUAUGGGUACAGGGCUUCACAACGGCACGAAUCCAGAAGAUCAAGGUAUCGUUCCCCGCUGCAUUGUGGAGCUCUUUUCAACCAUGGAACAACACGCCAAGGAGGAUCCUGAUUUCAAAUACGACAUUUACGUAUCAUUCUUGGAGCUAUACAAUGAAGAGCUUGUCGAUUUAUUGAAUCCUCAGACGAUCCAAAGGAGAAAGGGAGCAAGCACUAGCCCAGCAACCGAAGUUACCAUUCGUGAAGACGUGGCAGGCAAUAUUUAUUGGAGCGGUGUUCGUGAAGAACGAUGCAGCUGUCCAGACGAGUUGCUAGGAUUUCUUGCCAAAGGUUCAUUAUGUCGUACAACAGGCUCCACCGAUAUGAACACAGUGUCCUCUCGCUCGCACGCCAUCUUUUCGGUUAUUUUGAAGCAACAACGACGUGAUCCUGAAAGUGAUAAAGCUGAAUUGCAAAAUCUGACAAGCAAGUUCCAUUUUGUGGAUUUGGCUGGUUCUGAAAGACUCAAGAGAACCAAUGCACAAGGUGAUCGAGCUAGAGAGGGCAUUGCUAUCAAUUCCGGUUUAUUGGCACUUGGCAACGUAAUUUCGGCAUUGGGUGAUGAGCAAAGAAGAGCCACACAUAUUCCCUACCGUGAUUCCAAGUUAACUCGCCUGCUUCAAGAUUCUUUGGGUGGUAAUAGUCAAACCUUGAUGCUUGCAUGUGUAUCGCCUGCCGACUCGAAUUUCAUGGAGACGCUCAACACCUUAAAGUACGCCAAUCGUGCUCGCAAUAUCAAGAAUCGGGUUACCAUCAACCAGGACUUUGCAGGCAGCUCCAUCGAGAUUAAUCAGCUACGUGCAUGCAUUGCUCGACUACGUAUGGAGAUCGCUUCGUUACGUGCAGGUGGUGGUGGUGACAUGUCAUCUGAUACGGGUGAAAAUAAGGCAUUGCGAGCUGAAGUAGCACGUUUAAGAGAUCGCAUCCAAGACAUGAGCACCAACCUUAUCCAAGUCACCAGUGAAAGAGAUACGCUGAUGAUGGAACGUGAACUUGGUGAGUUUAUGGACAAUGACGACGACCCACAACGACCACAGCAACCAUCACCUGGCAACAAGGAGUUUUCAACACAUCCACUGAUUGCACAAUAUCAACGCACCAUUCAGGAUCUCAACAAUGAGCUGCAAGAUACACGUGAUCGCUUAACGUUCUUGGAAAACACACAACCUAUGGCCAUGGAAGCCAUGAUGAUGGCUAGCUCCUCUUUCCAAAAGGCAAAUGUCAGCAAUAACACCAUGCGUAUGACUUCAUCUUCUACUACACAACGUCGACGAAAGACGCGCCGUCGCCAUGGUGCACGUAUGACACCAAGUACCAGUAACACAACACGUGCAGCUCGCAUCACUUCCAAACAUUCGACGCGUCGUCAGCCUAUUCUUUCUCGUAGCUCAAGCGCACGCACACGACGCAUGCAACAACAGCAACAAAUGUAUGAUGAAUACGAGUACGAGUCAUCCCCUCAAUUAAAAGAAGAAAGUGAUGAGCAAAUUCGUCGUGAAGUCAAGGAAAGCAUUGCCAAAGCUCGUGCAGAAAUUCAAAAGGGUAUCCAAGUACUUGAUUUAGCCAAGCCCCUUGAAGAUGCUGCAAGAGAUUGGGAGGAAGAGCUUAGAGAAUUUGAGGAACAUGAACGAAUGCAGGAGUCCAAGGAUAUCCAACGCACAUCAUCCGAUGAAGGCAACUAUACACCAGCACGUUCACCAGUGGACCAAGAUUUGUUGAGCAAUGAUUUAUUGGAUGAAAUUGAGACUUUGGCUGUUCCAUCAUGGGACGAUCCUGAAACGGAGGGCAAGGAGGUGACAGCAUUGCAUGGUCAUGAUGAGAACAGCAGUUCGAGUAGCAAUUCAUCCCCAGCAACCACCACCACCGGCGGUUCAUCAGAUGAGAAGAACAAGCACGAUGCUCAAUUAGCACGUAUGCUCCACCAAAUCCAAUCGGAUAUUCGUGUCAAGGAAGAGCUCGUGGCACAUCUUGAAAAGUCUGAGACCGAAUAUGCAUUCAUGCGUCGCAAGUUUGAUGAUAAGAUCAGCCAUUUGCAACAACAAUUAUUGACGCUUCAACGUGAACGAGAUAAUGCAGUGGAACACACAAAGUCUCGAUUUUCAAGUCGAUCAGAGAUGACAAUGCAAGUCAAGGAGAAGCAACAAUUGAUUGAAAUUCGACAUGCUUAUGAAGCCAAGAUGAAGAACUUGUUAUCAGAGAUCCAAGAGCUCAAGCGCAAGUAUUCAAAGACCACCAUGACGAUGCAAUCAACACGCAACCAACAUGAAACACUGUUGCGAUCAUUACGUGUGAAUGUUGAGACGCUCAAGGUGGAAAAGAAGCGCAUGAUCAAGCGUAUGAAGCUCGAAGCUGAACGUGUGCGUGAGCAGUCGACAUUACAAGACCGCAAGAUUCAGCAAUUACAACGAUUGAAUGCCGAAGCCAACAUGGCUCGUAAACGUUUGGAGCGACAACAUGAGCAGCAAAAGAUGACUCUCAAGCAACGUGACAAGGAGGUGUUGAUGAAUAACCAACAACUGAAGCAGCUUAUCAGUGUACUCAAGAAGGCUGUACGUGAGGGUGGUGUAUUGGAUGAGCAUCUCCUUGGCAAGGUGUCGCAUAUUGUUGGUGGUAGCUUUGCCCUUGUUGCUCGUAGAGCAGGUGGUCGAUCGGCUGAUCGUCGUGCUAUUCGUCGCCGACUCAACAAGAUCCCUGUACAAGUGCGUGUGAAUCGUAAAAAGGAGUUAUUGGACAAUGCAUUGUAUCAGUACAUCCAAGGCAAGCAAGCUGUUGUCGAGAUGGAGCAAUUACUCUUCCGCCGUGAGCAAUUGGCAGCUGAAAAGUUGGAGCUUAUUGAUGAACGACGCCACAUUUACUUGGCUGAAAAGGAAAAUGAGGAAGCUACGGGGCAACCCAUGGAUAUGCUUGCACUCAAUUUCACUGAUGAGCGUAUCGAUUUAAUCUCUGCCGAGAUUUCUUAUCUUUCAGCACGCAUUCGAGCAUUGCAAUCAGAAGCAGCUGCUGGUGAUAUGGCGUUGCCAUCCACUGAAGAAAAUGAGACAGGCAACAUGGUCCUAUCCACGCUUCAACAACGACUUGAAAAGAAGGUGACAUUUGCUGAUGAUAUUGUUGCUGAUGCCGGACAACCUGGUGAUGGAUGGACCGAUAUGGAUGUUUUGGAUGAGCAAUUCAGCGUACCACAAUCCGCCGCACCCGAAACAGCUUACGAUGCAUUGAUGAAGAUUAUCAAGACCUUGGAAGCGGACGAAGCCAAAAAGGUGGCAGAGACACUUGUUGAUGAUGUGAUGGCUCUACGUAUGAGUGAGACCAAUCGACAAGUCACUAUGCAGAAUCUUGAAAAGACGGUGCAUGAUUUACGUCGCACAUUGAUUGUCAUGAAACGAGCGGCCAUCAGUACAACAGUGGAGAAUGAACGUCGCAUUCGCAAAUUGGAAGAUAAGAACCGGUCCAAUAGGCAUCGCACGGAUGAUGAGGAUAGCGCUAUCGAUGUCAAGAUUGAAGAAUACAUCAACAGUGGCAACACCAUCUUUGACAAGAUUUAUGAAGAUGGUAUUCGUGGCGUGAUACAAACACCUGAACCAGCUCUGGAUUAUGUUACCGAUUCACGACGUUCAUCGAUUGCAUCAUUUGGUGCAGGUAGCAGUGCGAAUGCCAGCAGCGAGGAUGCAGCAGCAGCAUUGAUUCCACCACCUUCACCUCUCAAUUCACCUACCUAUGUCACUGCUAAUGGUCGACCUCCAAGUGGCGUACGACCUCCUGCUUCUCUUACUGACAAGGGUAAUCGACGUGCAUCUCGAGAAGGAACACCAUCUCCUGAACGAUUCUUAAACAUGAUCCAGCGACGGUUCUCAUGGCAACAACGUCGUGGAUCUGAUUCACCAGUAUCUUAUGCACCACCUGAUUUUGCACGUUACAGUGCUGAACGAGAAACAUCCACUGCAUCUUUACGUGGUAACCACCUACGACGAUCAUCCAUGCAAUCGGAUCAUUCAGCCACUUCUUCAGUACAUCAACAAUUGCAAGGUGCUUUACGUAAACGAGCUUACUCGUUGCAGCAACAAUCGCCAUCUCCUGUACCCAGCCGUAGACGACCUUCCAUGCGUGAAUUAUCUUUGAUGGGUGCCACCAAUGCUGCUGCUGCUGCUGCUACUAAUGGACAUCACCUUCAUCAUCAAUACCAUGCUGAUCCUGAACAUUACGAUUACCAAGUCCCUACCGCUACCAUGUCCUAUCAACAACGCUAUCAGCAACAAUCACAUCAACAACCCCCUUCACCCCAGCGAUUGGGUCCUUCCAUCAUCACCCCAAGUGCAUCCACUGCCAUGGAACGGUCAUCCAGUGCAGGCAAUGUCUUUGAUCGAUUAUCACAAACACCCACGCGUGCAUCACGUGCAAAGAUGGCACAACAUCGAUACAGUAGUGGCAGCAUCGAAGAGCUUAGAAUGCAUUGGGAAUAUGAACGUACCCCAAGUGCUUUGAGUGGCACAUACAACUUGUAA